Trypanosoma theileri is the source of this 861-nucleotide messenger RNA. RefSeq lists its product as uncharacterized. The record is from RefSeq and is a predicted model, not a curated record. The coding region runs from base 1 to 861 and encodes 286 amino acids. The transcript has a single exon. Lineage: Eukaryota; Euglenozoa; Kinetoplastea; Trypanosomatida; Trypanosomatidae.
AUGGUCUUUUCAAUACCCUCCUACUUGGGUCUUGGUGAUCGAUACAAGCAUGCCGUAGACGCACGGGCCCAAGGUGUGAACUUCGUUACGAUUCCCCCCAAGACCGGCCACAACCCGGAUGCCCUCUUUGAUAAGGAGUUUAAAUACAUGUAUAAUGGAGAUCGCCGCGAGGGUGCGGAGACAAUGGCCCGCCGUGAGGCAAUGGAAAGCCGAAAGAAAAACAUAACAACAACGGGAUUUCUACCCACUGGUCCUCCAAAGAAGGGAGAGGGUUUAGGAUCUAAUUAUGGACUCAUACAGAAGGAUCCUUAUCCACACAUGCCAGAUAAUCCGCAGUCACGUGGACCACAACCAUUUCCUCAGUCAAUGCCACCGCAGAUCUUAACAUCGCCGGGGAAAUUGGGUAGUUAUGGUACACCUGGAUUGGCGCUUAGCAGUAUUGGAAAUGAAUACAUUGCGAACAUUUAUGAUCAACCUCGUAUUAAUGCUAAGAGAGAACGUGAAAUGUGGCGUAGUCGUAUGCCGGCAGCGCCAUUUAAACCCAUUGGACGUCGUGGUUACACAUUUGAUGAGAGUCCCGCUACGGGAACUUCCACCUGUUAUAUGAUGACAAAACCAUUUAUGCCAAAGAAGACAACUCCACCACUAAAACACUUUGUGAUUGAUAAACCAUGGCGUCCAGCUGGAUACAUAGAUGAUAAGCGUAUCUCUAUUGAGUACUGGGAAGAUCCAUAUGAUGCGUUUGACCCACGCGAUGAUCCGAAAUCGCGGGUGAAGAAGCCUAGUGAUGCUGUGUUCAGGACUGGCUACCGAGGGGAUAACUUUUGGUAUACACAGAGUAUCGUGUUUAGGCGACUGUAG